UGAAUGUCAUCAUGUUCGACCUAAACCAAGCAGCUCUGCUCUCUAUUCAACUAUUGGUUACUUACCAAGUCUUUGCAGGGACUGAUCAAGUUGACCACAGGGAUGUACUGGUGUUCAGGGGGGAACCCGUCAUGUUCACUUGCAACAUAUCCAAUGAAAGUGCAACACAAAUCACCUGGACCAAAGGCAGAUCUGUUUUUUCUUAUUCAAUAAUACGCAAUAUGACCUUUUCAAAUCUCACCUCUCACAGUCUGAGAAUAGACCAAAACUCACCUUUAAAGCUGAAUAUUUUUAAUGCUCAGCAUGAAGACGCAGGACUUUAUACAUGUAAUGUAACUAGUAGAUAUGGUCCAAAGACAACUGAGUGGAAUUUAACAGUGUCUGAGAAACGUGAAGAAAUCAGUCCAUCGUGGUAUUUUCUAUACAUACUCAUAUCUAUAAUUGGACUUCUUCCAUGUGGCCUCACAUCAGCUGUCUGCCUCUGCAGAAAACAUGGGACCAGGACAACAAACCAGUACCCAGUCCAGGACCAGUUUCAUCUUCAGUCAGGAGGAGAGGUGGUCAUCCGUCAACAGCAAGGUGGCACAGGCAGUAGGACAAAUAACAGGCAGAGCAGUCAGUACGCGGAAAGGCUUAAUUCAAUCUAUGGUCUCUACUGAGAUGAUGAGUCAUUCAAAUGAAAGUUAAACACGAGACAUUUACAGAGAGAGAUCAAAUCACAUUUCUCAAUGUCAAGCCGGGUGCUUUAAGGGAAGCCAUUCAGAGAGAUGACAACGGGGUCACUGAUGUCGUCGGCUUCUCUAAAAUUAAUACAUCCAGUGCCUUCACUUUAAGGGGUUUUGUUUUUAAUCUUACAAUUUAAAUUUAAAGUACUGUAUUUUGAAUAUGUCCUUAUGUAUAUGAUGGUUUUAAUAUUAAUAUGCUGCAUUGAAUGUUUUCCUGCAGUGUGAGCUAGUUAAGGCAAGUUCCUAACUAUGUUUGUUGUAAUGGCAAUAAAGUUAACUUAAGUCAACAGGCUUCAGUGUUGGGUCUGUGCCACCUGGGGUUGCGUAUUACAUGGGGUCUUUCCAAUAAAAACAGUCUACAAUCAAGGACAGUAGCCCUUUUGUAAAUAUCAUGGUUCUUGUAAUAUUGUGAUAAUACUUUUAAAGACAGUGUCUUGUAAUCAGACCAGUGAAUUAUUCCAAAGUCAAAGCUGUUGACUGGUUAAAUGUGUGAAUGCACAUGUAUAAUCACCAUGCUCUAACACCAUUCUCAGCAGGGUUUCAUUGUGUUCACCAUUAAGCAAAAAUGGUUUUCCUACACUUGAACAUUAAGUUUAUAAUCGUAUAAUUAUGAAUUAAUCAGUGUUUACAGUUUAAUUCAAGAAGGAUCAUCACUGAAUCUUCAGUAUCAUAAUUUGAAUUACAUUUUUGUAUUUUUGACUCUCACAUAAUGUUGCACGAAGGUGUGACACAUACGUUUUGAGCAGCUAAACAGCAGCUAACCACUUCCUUUGCUCCUCCAUCACAACACAGUAAAAUUUUGAUUAUAACGUUCCAGUGAAUGGAGUCUGAAUGUCAUCAUGUUCAGCAUAAACCUAGCAGCUCUAAUCUCUAUUCAGCUAUCAGUUACAGGCCAAGUCUGUGCAGGUACAGGAAUUCAUUAAAUUGAGCACAGGGAUGUACUGGUGUCCAGGGGAGACUCUGUCAUGUUCACCGGCAACCUAUCCAAACCUUUUCAUAUCGUCUACAUAAGCCUUAUUUGGAUUUUUGGAGUGCUGCUUACCAAAUUUAAUAGAGAAAGUUUGACAUUCAAAUUUAAAUAGUUCCCAUUUUAACAUAGGUGAAACAUCAGACAUUGACUGGAAAUCAACAACAAUUUGCCUGAUGCCUGAGCAAUAAUCAGAUUGUUUUAUGAAGGAAGAGUUUAAUUUCCAGUAUCCAGGAUUACAUCGAAGAUAAGAGUUUAAAUUUGAGAGAGAAAUAUCUAUCCCUGCAUGGACAGUGAGAGGGUGGUCUAAGGUUUUUGCUUUCCUGUAAUUUUGUUUCGGGUAAACUUCCUGUUAAACUCGCCAACUUCCAUAAACAAGCCCUGGACACUUGGAAGAUUGCUUUCAAGCACAACUUUUCCCCACACACAUGUAUUUUGUGGAACAACCAACAUGUUGUAUAUAGAAAUAAGACCAUGUUUUUUAAGGACUGGUUUGACCGAGAUAUUGUGUUUAUCUCUGAACUGUUUAGUGACACAGGGGACCUGGCUUCAUAUGAGGAGUUUGUCCGGCAAAGGAGAGUGGAAAUAUCUAAGUCUCGCAGUUUUUUAACAGGACAGUCAGAAUUUAAUUGUUUUUUUUGUCCCCAACAAAGUGAAGGAAAUUCUACACAGAUAUUAUCCUUGCAAUGAAUUUAUUCACAAGUUUUAUGCUCUUUUUGUGAGUCAGAGACGGAGUCAUUUUCUCAUUUAUUUAUUAUUAUUGACUUUUGGUCACAAAUUGUAUUAUUAAUAUGGGAAUCUCAUAAUAUCUCGGUCCCUUUAUCUGCAAGAAUGGUCUUAUUUUUGAAUGUGGAAUCUAUAAACUGUGAAACGGCUGAUCUGGUUAAGCUGUUAUGUCUUCUGGGUAAACAUCAUAUUCAUAAAGCAAAAUGUAUGCAGUUUCUUCCAAACAGACAUUUGUUUUAUGCUGACCUUAAAAACCUAUAUUUUUCUAUUUGCAGAAUGUUAAAAAACAAGACAGCUUUAAAGACAUCCAAUAUCUUAAAACAUAUUAUCUAUUUAUUUUUAUAUUGGUUUACUUAUGUGUCUUGUUUGUUU
Micropterus salmoides (largemouth bass) is the source of this 2790-nucleotide messenger RNA. RefSeq lists its product as uncharacterized. Bases 12 to 659 code for a protein of 215 amino acids. Lineage: Eukaryota; Metazoa; Chordata; Actinopteri; Centrarchiformes; Centrarchidae. The record is from RefSeq and is a predicted model, not a curated record. The transcript is spliced from 5 exons.